GAAAGGUUAUUAUUAUUAUUCAGACAUGGACGAAGAUGGUUUCUCAUCGCAAUGUCCGAAACACUUUUCGAAACGCGGUUAUUUUAGCGGCGGAGGCGUUUGUCCGUUUUGUCUCAACGAACGUCUCUCUACUCUUUGUCCGGACUGUGCUCAAGACCUUCCUUGUUCUUGUUCGUGUAGCUCACGCGCCGCCGCAGUGUCUUUCUCUCCGUCGUCUUCUUCUUCUUCGUCCUCGUUCUCAAUCUACGGUGGAGACGUUAGUUUUAACUUCUCCUCCGGGGUUGGUUCGGUAGGACGAGUCGCGAGUUUGAUCGAAUGCGAACCGGCUUUUAGGAGAUCGAAAUCGAUGGCGGUUCCGAUUAUACCGGAUUCGGUUAUUGAUUCCGGUUUGGAGAGUGGUAGGAGUAAGAAAACGUCGUCGUUUUGGAGGUUGUUAUUGGGAAAUAGAGGAGGUACUAAACCGGCGGUUAUGAGGAAAUCAAGAUCCGUUGCGGUGGUCGGAGAAGCUGGAUUUUCUCCGGUUCCGGCGACGGGAAAGGGUAAAGGAUGGAACUUUCCGAGUCCGAUCAAAGUUUUCCGGCAAUCAAGAGUCUCGAAGAUGAUAUUUCAACAACGUUCUCCAUUGUAUAGAGGUUGAAGAUUAUUUUUUCAUGUCUUUUUUUUUUAAAGCUCUUUUAUUAGAAAAAGGAGAAAACAAUAUUAGUUUCUUGAAUUUUUUUUUUUAAAUUUGUCAUUGUUGAUUAUAAUUUGUAUUAUAGAUAGAUAUGUGAUUUUCACAAAGUUUUAUUGAUUCAUGUUUUAGUU
Messenger RNA from Capsella rubella, 804 nucleotides. RefSeq lists its product as uncharacterized. The transcript has a single exon. Lineage: Eukaryota; Viridiplantae; Streptophyta; Magnoliopsida; Brassicales; Brassicaceae. The record is from RefSeq and is a predicted model, not a curated record. The coding region runs from base 26 to 637 and encodes 203 amino acids.